AAUCACACAACAAACUUAGCUCAUCGCAAUAAAAGCAGCCCAGAACCGACCGGCUCACAACAGGAUUCUCUCAGCCCGGCAUCUCCUGCAGAGGGAUCAGCCUGCUCGAACUGCAAGCGUGAUGUGGGGGACCAAACUUCUGCCGGUCUUGUUGCUGCAGCAUGUCCUCCUGCACCUCCUCCUGCUUCCUGUCACCAUCCCCUACGCAGAAGGACAGAAAAAAAGAAGAAAUACACUUCAUGAAUUCAAAAAGUCAGCAAAGACUACUCUCACCAAGGAAGAUCCAUUAUUGAAGAUUAAAACCAAGAAAAUGAACUCAGCGGAUGAGUGUGCCAACAGAUGUAUCAGGAAUAAGGGACUUCCAUUCACUUGCAAGGCCUUUGUUUUUGAUAAGACAAAAAAACGAUGCCACUGGUUCCCUUUCAAUAGUAUGUCAAGUGGAGUGAAGAAGGGAUUUGGCCAUGAGUUUGACCUCUAUGAAAACAAAGACUAUAUUAGAAACUGCAUCAUUGGCAAAGGAAGCAGCUACAAGGGGACAGUAUCCAUCACCAAGAGUGGCAUCAAGUGUCAGCCUUGGAGUUCCAUGAUCCCCCAUGAGCACAGCUAUCGCGAUAAAGACCUACAGGAAAACUACUGUCGAAAUCCUCGAGGGGAAGAAGGGGGACCCUGGUGUUUCACAAGCAAUCCAGAGGUACGCUACGAAGUCUGUGACAUUCCUCAGUGUUCAGAAGUUGAAUGCAUGACCUGCAAUGGUGAAAGCUACCGGGGUCCUAUGGAUCACACCGAGUCGGGCAAGACCUGUCAGCGCUGGGAUCAUCAGACACCUCACCGGCACAAAUUCUUGCCUGAAAGAUAUCCCGACAAGGGCUUUGAUGAUAAUUAUUGCCGCAAUCCUGAUGGCAAGCCGAGGCCAUGGUGCUAUACUCUUGACCCUGACACCCCUUGGGAAUAUUGUGCAAUUAAAAUGUGCGCUCACAGUUCUGUGAAUGAUACUGCUGUCCCUAUGGAAACCACUGAAUGUGUCCAAGGCCAAGGAGAAGGUUACAGGGGAACCACCAAUACCAUUUGGAAUGGGAUUCCCUGCCAGCGCUGGGAUUCUCAGUACCCUCACCAGCAUGAUGUAACCCCUGAGAACUUCAAGUGCAAGGACCUUAGAGAAAAUUAUUGCCGCAAUCCAGAUGGGGCUGAAUCACCGUGGUGUUUUACCACUGACCCAAACAUCCGAGUUGGCUACUGCUCGCAAAUUCCCAAGUGUGAUAUGUCAAGUGGACAAGAUUGUUAUCGCGGCAAUGGGAAAAAUUACAUGGGCAACUUAUCCAAAACAAGGUCUGGACUUACAUGCUCAAUGUGGGACAAGAAUAUGGAGGAUUUACACCGUCAUAUUUUCUGGGAGCCAGAUGCGAGCAAGUUGAACAAGAAUUAUUGCCGCAAUCCUGACGAUGAUGCCCAUGGACCUUGGUGCUACACGGGGAAUCCUCUUAUUCCUUGGGAUUAUUGCCCCAUUUCCCGUUGUGAAGGAGAUACCACACCUACAAUUGUCAACUUGGACCACCCUGUCAUAUCCUGUGCCAAGACAAAACAGCUGCGGGUUGUAAAUGGCAUCCCAACACGGACAAACGUAGGAUGGAUGGUUAGUUUGAAAUACAGAAAUAAACAUAUCUGUGGAGGAUCACUGAUAAAGGAAAGUUGGGUUCUUACUGCAAGGCAAUGUUUUCCAUCCAGAAACAAAGACUUGAAGGAUUACGAAGCCUGGCUUGGAAUUCACGAUGUCCACGGGAGAGGUGAUGAGAAACGCAAGCAGGUCUUCAACAUUUCCCAGCUGGUCUCGGGGCCGGAAGGCUCAGAUCUGGUGCUGCUGAAGCUUUCUCGGCCUGCGGUCCUAGAUGACUUUGUCAGUACAAUUGAUUUACCCAAUUAUGGCUGCACAAUCCCAGAGAAGACCACUUGCAGUGUUUACGGCUGGGGCUACACUGGACAGAUCAAUUCGGAUGGUUUAUUGCGAGUAGCCCAUCUGUAUAUUAUGGGGAAUGAGAAGUGCCGUCAGCACCACCAAGGGAAGGUGACUCUCAGUGAGUCUGAACUGUGUGCUGGGGCUGAAAAGAUUGGAUCGGGACCAUGCGAGGGAGAUUAUGGUGGCCCACUCAUUUGUGAGCAGCACAAAAUGAAAAUGGUUCUUGGUGUCAUUGUUCCUGGCCGUGGAUGUGCCAUCCCUAAUCGUCCUGGUAUUUUUGUCCGAGUAGCAUAUUACGCAAAGUGGAUGCACAAAGUAAUUUUGACCUACAAAUUGUAAUAGCCAUAGAAGAAGCCAGUGUGUCUGAAGCAUCCAUCUAUAUAUGAAGAUUUCAGAGACGUCGAGAUUAAAAUGUAACCUAAACCAAUCCUAAAAUAGCUACUUGAGUGUUGUGAGUGUUCAGAAACUCAUUAAUAUAUAUGGGUGUUUUCUGUUGUUCUGUUUGUCAGUGUUAUUUUGUAAAUGUUGAAGUGAAUUAAGGUACCUGUAAGUGCAGUAACAUAUCUCCUGAAGAUACUUGAACGGAUUCAAAAAUGCAAUAGUUGCUAGAUGAUAAGAGAUUUAAAGGUUAAGGUUGAUUAUCAUUCUAUGCUGCUUUUCAGGUUAAUAUCUUAAUGACGAAUUAAUCAUAAGUUAAACAUUAUUUUAACCCCACCAAAACCAAUUUGUACUUUGUGUUUCUA
Messenger RNA from Microtus ochrogaster (prairie vole), 2694 nucleotides. It is a transcript of the gene Hgf, whose product is annotated as hepatocyte growth factor. The record is from RefSeq and is a predicted model, not a curated record. Gene Ontology annotation, biological process: hepatocyte growth factor receptor signaling pathway; positive regulation of protein phosphorylation; negative regulation of apoptotic process. Gene Ontology annotation, molecular function: signaling receptor binding; serine-type endopeptidase activity. Lineage: Eukaryota; Metazoa; Chordata; Mammalia; Rodentia; Cricetidae.